Molecule: messenger RNA, 1909 nt
Organism: Phragmites australis (common reed)
Lineage: Eukaryota; Viridiplantae; Streptophyta; Magnoliopsida; Poales; Poaceae
Product: probable receptor-like protein kinase At2g42960
Exons: 8
Coding region: 718-1797 (359 amino acids)
Biological process (GO): protein phosphorylation
Molecular function (GO): ATP binding; protein kinase activity
Source: RefSeq, a predicted model, not a curated record
UCUUGGCUGGCCAAGAAAGGUCCUCAUCCUCCUGCUGUGAGUCACCAUCCCAAAUACACCCACCGAAUCGUGAGCUCUCACGAUUUCUUCUCAAGCCUUCUGAUCCCAAAUCCGGCCUCUGCGCACCUCGCUAGCUCCAAGGAGCGCUUAGGCGGCAUCUGACGACUUUGCGACUCGCAAUCAAUGAGGGCAGCCACCGCAACCCUAGCCGGACGGAGACGCCGUAACGCGUCCAUGCCGGGACUUCGUCAUCCUCCCCAUUGCUCCCACGCGUCUAGCACGAAGCACACCCCGCGAAUCCCCCGACCGCCAAAUCCCCAAGUCAGUCGGGUGAUUCCAUCUACUUACUCAUCCCCAAGUCACGAAUCCAUCUGAAUACCCGAGUGAUUCCAUCAGGUUCCCCAAGUCACGAAUCCAUAUGAACUCGUGUGAAUCCAUGUGGUUCCCCAAAUCAUAAAUCCAUAUGAGGUAUGUACACGUUCGUCCAGUGUGAGAUUCAUUUGUAGAGUCAAGAUGCAAAGGGCGCAAGAUUGAUCAGCGGUGGAGAGACCCGAGUACAUCGGUGGUUGCGAUGGCACUGCAGGGGAUCCUGCUGUGGGCUCCUCAGGCUGCACCCAUCGGAGAUUUGCCUGUUCUCACUUCUACCUUCUGGUGAUGCCAAGUAAGAAGGUGAAUGAGAAGCAAUCUUGUGUUUAUCCUACACGUCCCAUAAGCUAAAUGCAAAGAGGAUAUGAAGCGCUGCUAGGAUGCCUCACUGCGGCGGUGAUAGUUGGGGUCAUCGCUGUUUCCUGCCAUAUCAGGAAAAAAGCACGCAAGCUCAAACCAUCAACAAAGGAUAAUGAGUUCACCGUGGCAUCCCUUGAGUAUGAGGAGACUAUCUGCAAGCAGAUAUCGAUCAAAGAUAUAUACACUGCAACCGAACACUUGAGUCCAUCAAAUGUAAUCGGCCAGGGUAUUGCAGGGAAAGUGUAUAGAGGAGUGCUUGCAAAUGGCUGGCCUGUUGCGGUGAAGCACAUCAUUAAGAAUGAGCAUGCAGAAACCUUCCUAAGGGAAGUUACAAGCCUAUCACAUGUCAGGCACCCAAAUCUUGUGUCAUUGAGAGGUUACUGUGACGGACAGGAUGAGUGCUUUCUUGUGUAUGAGCUGUGCAUCAACGGUAAUCUGUCAGAAUGGCUAUUCGGAAAGGAUAAAAACCUGUCAUGGAUUCAGAGGCUUCAGAUAGCACUUGGAAGUGCUUGUGGCCUUUGGUUCCUGCACAUAUAUCCUGAAGGUUGCAUUGUUCACCGUGACAUCAAGCCAACCAAUAUACUUCUUGGGCUUGAUAUGGAACCCAAGCUGUCAGAUUUUGGGCUCUCAAGAGUCAUCGACUUAGGUGUAUCGCACGUAAGUUCUGAAGUCAGAGGAACUUUUGGCUAUGUCGAUCCAGAAUACCGCCACAACCACAAGGUGAAUGCUGCAGGGGAUGUGUACAGCUUCGGCAUGGUGCUCCUGCAGCUCCUGUCAGGAAAGCGAGCAAUCAGCAUCAUGAAUACAGCUAAGCCAAUGUCACUGGACAAAAUGGCUUCCGCACUUAUCCAAGAAGGCAAUGUGUUGGAGUUUGCUGAUCCUAGGUUGAACGGAGAGUACUCAACUGAGGCAUUUGAUCUCAGUCUGAAUCUUGCUCUGUCAUGCACCGGCUACAAGAAGCAGCGGCCGUCCAUGGAGCAAGUUGUGUCGAGGCUAGAGAAGGCUCUAGAGAUCUCCAUGAAGGAUGAUGAGAAGCACAACAGCAUUAGCAUUGUUGAGUCCCUUGCAUAGCUAACCUGUGUGACCCUAGCUCUUUAAUGUUUCCAUGAUCAUGUUUAAACAUUUUUGUGCACUAAGGUGAACAAAUACAAUUCAGUGCUGAUAAAUUGAUAGAAUUACUUCA